Molecule: messenger RNA, 5076 nt
Organism: Oreochromis niloticus (Nile tilapia)
Lineage: Eukaryota; Metazoa; Chordata; Actinopteri; Cichliformes; Cichlidae
Product: protein tweety homolog 3
Exons: 15
Coding region: 579-2243 (554 amino acids)
Cellular component (GO): plasma membrane
Molecular function (GO): intracellularly calcium-gated chloride channel activity; volume-sensitive chloride channel activity
Source: RefSeq, a predicted model, not a curated record
CGCUCGCACGCACACGGAGCUGCCGCAAAGCCCCGUCCUUCAGGGCUUUUAAAGCACCGUGUUUGCUUCACGCUCCAACAAUACCAUCCAAUUGAAGAGCCGCAACGCUGAACCGGCGGUCACCGUGGGAAGACCGCCGACGAGCACGAACCGUGAGCAGGGGGGGACAGCAACUGUAUUAUUAUUAAAAAAAUAGAUAGUGGUUUGCUGGUCAGAUAAUUUAACCCCUAAUCUUCCGUGACGCUUUUGCGGAGGGUGAAGGCAGUCGAAACGGGAGGACGUCCCUGUGAGCGGACCGGGUCGGUGACCGUUAUUCCGUUCUUUUCAAUGUGGAUGGGACUACAAGCGACUCGCUCGUUGCAGCUAGCUCGGUCCGGCCGCGUUGAUGCAGCAGCAGCGCACGGCUGUCGUGCUCAAAUCUACCGCCGGAUUCGGGAAGACAAUAGGUGAACUAUACGCCGGUCUGGACCUCCAAGACUAUACCAAACGAGGGUCUGCAUCCGCUUGGGCUUCACUAGUGUCCCUGUGAGGAAUCGGGCUAUAGAGUGAAGUGAGAGCCGGCAGGCAGCUGCAUCAGGAUGGCGGCCGUGGUGAAUUAUUCUCCGCCUUGGUGGGUGAAUCUGCUCCACCGGUUGCCUCAUUUCAACAUCGAGUUUCAGACAGUGAGCAGCGACUUCAGGCCAGAGGACUCUGAGUACCAGAAGUCUGUUUUGCUCCUCGGUGCUGUGGCGUUGCUGUGUUUGGGCCUGGACCUUCUUUUCCUCCUUUUCUACUCUUUCUGGCUUUGCUGCCGGCGGCGCAAGAGUGAUGAGUCCUCACACUCCCAUAUGCACUCCCAGCAGCCUAGCGCCGACUGCUGCUGCACCGCUUGGUGCGUCAUCAUUGCCACACUCGUCUGCAGUGCUGGCAUAGCCGUAGGAUUCUAUGGAAACGGAGAGUCGAGUGAUGGAGCCGCACGUUUAGCGUACUCCUUCCGUCAUGCCAACCGCACCGUGUCUGGAGUGGAGAAACUGGUGUCAGACAGCGCCCUAGCCUUAAACCAGACUGUGGAGGAGAACUUGGUCCAGUUAGAGACAGCUUUCCAGGAUCAGACAGAUUAUGUGUCCAUUGUCCAGAAGCUCCAGGGACAGCUGGAUGAGUUGGUGAGGCUGAUGGUUGAUGUUCCCUUCUGGUCCAAUACUGAGAUCUCCCUGGAGGACUUGGCCCGUAAAACGGAGGCCUUUGACUUUUACAGGUGGUUGGGGUACCUGGGCCUGUUGCUCUUUGACGUUCUCAUUUGUCUUCUGGUGCUGUUUGGACUGAUACGCAACUCUAGAGGCACUCUUAUUGGAGUAUGUCUGCUGGGUGUUCUGACUUUGAUCAUCAGCUGGGGAUCGCUGGGCCUGGAGCUGGCUGUCGCCGCUUCAGCCAGCGACUUCUGCGUCUCCCCUGAUACCUACAUCACUAGGGUGACCAAGGAAAAUGAUGUCAUUAACCAAGAUAUCCUGCAGUAUUACCUGAGCUGCAGCUCUGGACAGAUUAACCCCUUUCAGCAGAGGCUGUCGGGGAGCCACAAAGCAUUGGUGGAGAUGCAGGAUGAUGUGGCAGAGUUACUGAGAUCAGCAACACGUGACUUUGCCAGCACCAAGGGGAGUCUCGAGCAAAUCCAGUCUGUGCUGAAUUCCACCGAGGUGGGCCUGCACCAGCUCACUGCUCUCGUCGACUGUCGCAGCCUGCACAUGGACUACGUCCAAGCACUGACUGGCCUGUGUUAUGAUGGCGUGGAGGGUCUCAUCUACCUGGUUCUCUUCUCCUUUGUCACUGCUCUGAUGUUCUCCUCUAUUGUGUGCAGUGUGCCGCACACCUGGCCUGGCAAGAGGAUGGAUGAGGAAGACGGAGAGGACGAGUCGGGCGCCUCACGCGGCGGGGUGCACGAUAACCUGUACCGCGUUCACAUGCCCAGUCUCUACAGCUGUGGCUCCAGCUACGGUAGCGAAGCUAGCCUGCCCGCUACAGCCCACACUGUCAGCAAUGCCCCCGUCACUGAAUACAUGAGCCAGAACGCAAACUUUCAGAACCCUCGGUGUGAGAACACCCCCCUGAUUGGCAGGGAGUCCCCUCCACCCUCUUACACCUCCAGUAUGAGAGCGAAAUACCUGGCGACCAACCGACCAGACCAGAACCGACGCUCCGUUCCUAACGACCAACUGGAUCCCGCUAGCCGGCCUCACCCCGCUGCCAGACCACAGUCCUCAGUCCACUAAGAAAGCACUUCAGCCACAACACUGCCUGAAUCCAGUUCUCACAGCCAACAGCAAGAUCCAACACGGCCCUCAGCACCAGAGCUGGGUGCUUUUUUUUUUCCAGUUCUUUUUCCAGGUCCACUGAAUUUAACCAACACUGACCGGUUCAUCAGCAGAACUCAUCAACCAGAUACCACAGCACAUGACUGCACUUUUAAAGCUCAACUUCUACUUCUUUCCUACACAAAACCAACAUAACUAAAAAGGCAGAAGAGCACAUCGUAGAAGAUCAAUGCUUCUGCUUCUCUUCUUUACGGACACACACACACAUACACACACACACACAUACACCCGCCCAAGCUGCUUGAUCCACCACUGCUGCGAUGGAUCAGCCCUCAUAACCACAACGCACGGACCACAAAAGCCACAGUUUCUUCUUCUUCCUCUCAACUUGCAUCUGUCCACUGCCGUCCAGUGAAGGCAUCUAUGCUGCUCUCACUGCUCAACCGCCCCUGACACACUCACACACAGGCAAGCACACACACACACACACACACACACACUGUACAGAGCUGUAAAUAGUGACCAUGUGCUUAAUCUGAGUUCAUGAAAAGUAGACUGUUGAAUCCUUUACUGGUAACGUGGUGUGCUGUGUGUUUAUCAUGGAAAUGUUUGCUGUAUCUCUCAUACAAACACACACACACACACACACACACACAAGUAGGAAGAUAGUCUAACCAAACACUCAUUUGUGUAAAUAAUAAGCCAGUGAAUCAGAAAGCCAUGCUUAGAUGAACUGUACCACCAGAUCCCCAUUCUCUCUUUAGCUUAACAUUGUCGUCUAAGACUUGAAUUGUAAGCUCAAAAAAAAGAAAGAAAAAAAAGUGUGCCCGCGUGUCUUUUCCAUACUUGUUAACGUGCGCAUACGUUUCAGUUACGAGCCAGUAACCCUGUUGUGAAAUGACUGCUUUUGAACUUUGGGAAAGCGGAGUCUGAGACAACGGACAUACGGAGGCUCCAACCUGUGCCAAAAAACUGAAUAAUUCAAUGAGGGAUGCCUGAUUCUGCCCUCAUUUCCUACUGCCUCCAGAUAUCUCGAGAAAGGACGGGGAAAAAAGAAACCUCACGUGGAAUCUUUUCCCUCCGUCUGUCAACGAUAAGGGAAGAGGAGAGACAUUUGGAAAAGGGAAGGAGUGGACCGAUAGUUGCAACUACACAUUUGCCAGGUGCUAUGUAAAGCGGUCGAGGAUCCGGACUGAGGAGGGACAGAAAUGUUUUUGUUACUUUCAAUGCUUUUUUUCUUUUCUUUUUUUUUUAAUUCAGGGAUUUGUUAAAGAAAAGCAGAGCGGCUUUCUGUGAUUACUAAAUGUAAAUUGUGUCCCGAAGCCAGAAAAAACCCAUUCCUGAAGUUUGUUUUUAUCAUAAGCUGACAUUGACGCUGUGAUACUGUGACCAACUGUAGUAUUCUGUUUCUUCCUGUGCUUUUAUUUUGGUGACCUCAGAUUUAACCUUUUAGCGCAGAUAUUGAAUCUUUUCUUUUCUUUCUUUCUUUCUUUUUCUACCCACAAGCACAAAUUCUCUUCAAGGUGACUUUGUGAGAUGGAGAAGUAAAACUCACUGCCAGUGACUUUUUUUCCUCCCACUCUGUGUACAGUGUAUAAAAAAAUCCAAACACAGUAGUCGUCGACCCACGUGUGUGUGACAUCACUGCGACGUGAUUGGCCGUUGCUCUAAGUCAGCGUAACUCUGUGUGAGUACAGUGAUUAAGUGACUGGCAAAGCAAGCAAAGGCUGGCCUAGCCUGAGUCAUUCCUACACUGACGUUGCACACACGUUAACGGACACACACAUACACACUUUGUGCUUUACUGACACACACCUUCCAUACAUACUGCAGUAUUCUUUAAAGCCCAUCUUUCCCUACUUUUAUCCUGUUUACAUUCAUAUCUAGAGCGAUAGUAGCAGCACGCCCCCCCUCCCCACCAUGCUGAUAACCCCGUGCAUUAUGGGUGAUGUAGUAGGUAGUAACCGAAUUAAAGAGCAACCCCCAAUCCUGUAGUCGGCCACCCUGAACUUCCGUACGCUGUUGCACCACCCGAUCCUGUACAGCAUUUUAAUACUGUCUUAUUAAUCGAUGACCACUUCUCGUAUUAGCGAGACAAUCUUACAUGUGUGAUUUUACUAGGAAGGAAACGUCCAUGUUAUGGUAACAAUGCUACCUAUGGUCUAGUACUUUUACAAUGUUUUAUUGCACCAUGGAUGGAAACAGUGUUAAGAUCUGUGGGACUAGUCACUGAUUAAUGGCCUUUCAUAAUGUUUUUAAACUCUUACAGCACUCUUCAUAUCACGACAUGUCUUCUUCUUCUUUUUUCUUUUUUUUUAAUGUUUCGCUGUCUUGUAAAAAUCAGACUUUAAAGAUAAAAUAAUAGCUAGCUGUUUUGUAGGAGAAUAAAGGCAAGAGCAGCAUUUUUCCUCUCUUAUUAAUGGUGAAUGACUCUCUGUCUUGCAACUGUUUUAAUAAGACUAUUACAGUGUCGUCCGCGCACCUGAUGCAGUGCUGCGUUUGAAGUUCUGUGCCAGUGCUGUCUGUGAUUUGACUGCUCUGGUACAGUGAGCCACGCUCACUAAGAGUCAAUAACGAGUGGGCGCUUCUCCGUGUGGUAAUUACAGGACUUCAAAUGCACAACUGUUCAGAUGCGACAGACAAACAAUGUUUUCUAUGGCUGUUUUUAUUUUCUGAUGGUUUAACUAAGAUAUUAAUGAUAUACAUGUCAAAACUGUGGUAAUGAUAUCAUUCAGCCUGGAAUAAAUGUUUUAAAAAAAAAAAAUUAAAGCAACUUUAACGUACUGAUGAA